AAUUCAAAGCAACAGGAAGUUUCUGCAAAUAGAUGACAGUAGACGUUCACAUCAAAGCAAUGGGAGAACUUAAUAAUCAAGAACCAAUAACACCAGAGGAAGCACUUAAAUUAUAUACCAACACAUUGAAUUUUAAUGUAAUAAGUCGGUACGAUCCAGGAAUAAAACAACUAUUAUGUCACACCUCUCAUUGCGUUGUAUACAAGUUCAACGAUGAAUCGCAAGAAUGGAUAAAAUCAGAUUACCUGGGUACUUUAGCAUUGUAUGUUCGAGAUUUUAAGGUUCCUCCUUCCAAUAAACAACUUUCUUACCAAGAUUUACAGCAACUUUUCUGUUACGGAUUAAUAUUAUUAAAUAGAAACAAUCCUGACUGUUUCUCAUUGGGAUUAUUACCAAACAAAAUAACCAAACAUUACUUCCCUAAUGGAUUGAAUGAUUCUUCAGUGCUGGAAAUGGAUGUGGAACUAAAUGAUAACUUAAUCAUUGUGAGAAACUUAUUAGGUGAGAUUUAUGGGUUAUGGGUUUUCAACGAAGAAGAUAGAAUAAAAUUGUUCAAAUCUAUAGAAUUUUGUCUUAAUAGUGAUGCCAAAUUGUAUUAGUAUUCAAUAAACAGCAGACAAUUGCUCUACCUUAGAGUAUAGUGCUAAUAGCGUAGAAUAGUUUAUAGUCUGUAUACUAUAUCUAUGUAAGUGGUCACGUGC
Messenger RNA from Spathaspora passalidarum NRRL Y-27907, 701 nucleotides. RefSeq lists its product as uncharacterized. NCBI's taxonomy places the organism in Eukaryota, Fungi, Ascomycota, Pichiomycetes, Serinales, Debaryomycetaceae. The coding region runs from base 60 to 599 and encodes 179 amino acids. The transcript has a single exon. Gene Ontology annotation, molecular function: enzyme activator activity; mRNA binding. Gene Ontology annotation, biological process: deadenylation-dependent decapping of nuclear-transcribed mRNA; deadenylation-independent decapping of nuclear-transcribed mRNA; positive regulation of catalytic activity. Gene Ontology annotation, cellular component: P-body. The record is from RefSeq and is a predicted model, not a curated record.